Uloborus diversus is the source of this 1656-nucleotide messenger RNA. RefSeq names its product pantetheinase-like. The transcript is spliced from 3 exons. Bases 114 to 1640 code for a protein of 508 amino acids. Lineage: Eukaryota; Metazoa; Arthropoda; Arachnida; Araneae; Uloboridae. The record is from RefSeq and is a predicted model, not a curated record.
AGUUCAUUUGAACGCUGUUGACAUGUACUGCUCCUUAAAUUGGUCCAUACUUGUUACGUGUUGAAAUUGCCCUUGCAACUGCUGCUAUAGAUACUGGCAGAGUUUCUGACAAAAUGGCCGCGUAUUUGGAGUUGCUUAUGUUUGCAAUUAUAAUCACAUCGUCUUGCGGAACAGAUGGUUGGUUUAAAGUUGCUGUGUUUGAGCAUGCUCGUCAAGGAGAUUCAACUCCAGAGUCAGCACAAAGUGUUAUCAGCACUAAUCUAGAUUUUUAUAAAAGAGCAGCAACUGUGGCCAAGGCAAAGGCAACUGAGCUAAUUGUGUAUCCAGAAUAUGGGAUUUUCGCACCCCAACCUACGCGAGCUGAAAUACGGGAAUUCCUAGAAAGUAUUCCAGAUCCUGAAGUAAACCGUACAAAUCCUUGUAAUGAGCCAGAGAGGUACCAGAGCCGUCCCAUACUAUACACACUCAGUUGCAUAGCAGAACAAAAUCGCCUGAUAGUCGUAGCAAAUAUGGGAGAAAUUACACAUUGCGACAAUAACCCAGAAUGUCCAGAUGACGGAGCUUUCCACCUAAAUACAAAUGUUGUUUUCGACAAGGAUGGAACUCUUAUUUUUCGCUAUCAUAAAGAACAUUUAUUCUUCGAACUUGCUUUGGAUCUUCCCAAAGAAAAUCAUAAUCCAGUAUUCACAACUGAAUUGGGAACGUUCGCUACUUUCAUAGCUUUUGAUUUGGUGUUUAAAAAAGCCGCUGAAGUUGCUCGACGACCAGACGUGGAUGCAGUCCUCUGCUCCACCUACUGGAUAAAUUCAUUCUCAUUGCACACAUCCAUACAGUUCUGGGAAUCGUGGGCCAUUGGAAAUAAGGCUACAUUUCUCGCUGCCAAUGUUCAGGCUCCAGGUUAUUUGGCCGUGGGAAGUGGAAUAUUCAAAGGAAAAAAUGGAUCAUUAGCAUACACCCUAUACCCUGAUGGAAUAUCAAAACUUUUAGUGGCAGAAAUUUCAAGAAAAUCAGCCAGCAAUGUGCACCGAAGACCACUCGAAUCUAGUGUGACACUUAUAACAAAAGAUGGGUCUUAUGAUUGGCAAGGUGAUGGAAAAGAUCUCCCGAAGGAGUGCGAUGACAUAAAACAAGGUAAGAAAAAGGAUAAUAGCAAGGAAUUCCAGUGUUUCAAAGAAAGCCUGGAGAAGUAUUCAUUGAUUAAACUGUCCCAACCAAAAGGUCAUGCUCAAGCCUGCAACAACCAAAUGUGCUGUUCUGUGAAUUAUGUAACUAGUGGUUUAAAAAGUAAUUUUUAUCUGGCUGUCUUUAACGGUACACAUAACUCUUUCGAUCGAUACUUUUGGGUUGAAGAAAACUGCUUCCUCGCAAGAUGUGAUAUUUUAGACGGAGAACGCUGUGAUUUUCAGACCAAAUCCAAGACCCGUUUUCACAGCCUUCACCUGACAGCGAACUUUACAACAUCAUAUGUUUAUCCAUCAGUGAUGAGUAGUGGUUCAAGGCUAGUGCCGGUGCACAAAUGGAAUAUAACUGAAUACUUAAAUACACAAUCCAUCAACUUUUAUAGUUUACAGGGAUUGGAGCUCCUUGUAGCCAGCUUCAAAGGUCGAUGUUACGAUAGAGAUCCACCCUAUGUGCGAUAGCUGCAGAAAGUUGAGG